Poeciliopsis prolifica (blackstripe livebearer) is the source of this 2562-nucleotide messenger RNA. RefSeq lists its product as uncharacterized. Bases 62 to 2473 code for a protein of 803 amino acids. The transcript is spliced from 11 exons. The record is from RefSeq and is a predicted model, not a curated record. NCBI's taxonomy places the organism in Eukaryota, Metazoa, Chordata, Actinopteri, Cyprinodontiformes, Poeciliidae.
UUUUUAGGUUUGCUGAGCUUCCUUCCUCAUUUCACCUGUAACUGAAAGUCACUGAUCAACAAUGACUCGGGUGAACAGAGACAUGAAAGCUGUGAUUAAGCUGCAGUUGAUCCUGAUAGGAGUCUGUAGUGCUCCUGUGUCCUGUGUUCAGCUCGUCCCUCAGUGUUUAUCUCAGGGACAGAUGAAGGUGUCCUGCUUGUCUCAGGGCGGCAGUCCUCAAUACAGCUGGACUCUGGAUGGACGCCCACUGACAGACUCUGAGCUCUUCUCUGGAAAUAAUGAGGCCAGCAGCAUCGUUCUGAGACAAAACAUCCUAGGACAUCUGAUCUGUUCAGUCAGGAGUCAAGUCAGUAACUCCUUCAAAGGGAUGAACUUAACUUACUGUGCGGUGAAACCUUCCUGUGAUGGCAGAGAGAAUGAAGCUCAGUGUUUUGGAGCUUUGGGAGGAGCAGUAGACAUUCAGCUGAUGGACAACAUGUUGGAAAUACCCAGAUUCCAAUGGAUAAUGAAUAACUCUGUGAUACUCAACUGGAGGAUUAAAAAAGUUGUUAGUAAAAAGAACAACAUAAUUCCCGUUUUUCCCAGUAAUGGAACAGUCAGGAUCAAUGACCUGAGAAGGAAUGACAGCGGUGAAUAUAAACUUGAAAUGUUUGAUGGAGAUGGAAAAAUGACAGGAUGGAAAACUCUGCAUCUAUCUGUUAUUGCUCCUGUGUCCUCUGUUCAGCUCGUCCCUCAGUGUUUAUCUCAGGGACAGAGGAAUGUGUCCUGUGUGUCUCAAGGUGACAGUCCUCAAUACAGCUGGACUCUGAAUGGACACAAACUGACAAACUCUGAGCUCUUCUCUGGAAACACUGAGGCCAACAUCAUCGUUCUGAGACAAAACAUCUCAGGACAUCUGGUCUGUUCAGUCAGGAAUCAAGUCAGUAACUCCUUCAAAGGGAUGAACUUAACUUAUUGUGCGGUGAAAACUUCAUGUGAUGCCAGAAACAAUGAAGCUCAGUGUUUUGGAGUUUUGGGAGAAGCAAUAGACAUUCAGCUGAUGGACGACUUGUCAGCAGCAGUUAGCUUAAAUUGGAUCAUGAAUCGUGUUGUGAUUCUAAAUUGUAUAUUGAACAGAGUUGUUACUAAAAAGAACAACAUAAUUCCCGUUUUUCCCAAUGAUGGAAUAGUGAGGAUCAAUGACCUGACGAGGGAUGACAGUGGUGAAUAUAUACUUCAUGUGCAUAAAGAAAAUGAUAAACUGGAAAGGAAAACUCUGCAACUUUCUGCAAUAGCUCCUGUGUUUCCUGUUCAGCUCGUCCCUCAAUGUUUAUAUGAGGGACGGCUGAAGGUGUCAUGUGUGACUCAAGGCGACAGUCCUUUGUACAGUUGGACUCUGGAUGGACACCCACUGACAAACUCUGAGCUCUUCUUUGGAAAUAAUGAGGCCAGCAGCAUCGUUCUGAGACAAAACAUCCUAGGACAUCUGGUCUGUUCAGUCAGGAAUCAAAUCAGUAACUCCUCCGAAUGGAUGAACUUAACUCACUGUGUGGAGAAAACUUCCUGUGAUGGCAGAAAGAAUGGAACUCAGUGUUUGGGAGCUUUGGGAGGAGCAAUAGACAUUCAGAUGAUGAACGACAUGUUAGAAAUACCCAACUUCGAAUGGAUAAUGAAUUACUUUGUGAUACUCAAGUGGAGGAAUAACACAGUUGUUAGUAAAAAUAACAACAUAAAUCCCGUUUUACCCAGUGAUGGAAUAGUCAGGAUCAAUGACCUGACAAGGAAUGACAGCGGUGAAUAUAAACUUGAAAUGUUUGAUGGAGAUGGAAAAAUGACAGGAUGGAAAACUCUGCAACUAUCUGUUAUAGCUCCUGUGUAUCCUGUUCAGCUCGUCCACCAGUGUUUAUCUCAGGGACAGAUGAAGGUGUCAUGUGUGUCUCAAGGCGACAGUCCUCAAUACAACUGGACUCUGGAUGGACACAAACUGACAAACUCUGAGCUCUUCUCUAGAAAUACUGAGGCCAACAUCAUCGUUCUGAGACAAAACAUCUCAGGACAUCUGGUCUGUUCAGUCAGCAAUAACGUCAGUGACUCCUUCAAAGGGAUGGACGUAACUUACUGUGCGGUGAAACCUUCCUGUGAUGGCAGAAAGAAUGGAGCUCAGUGUUUUGGAGCUUUGGGAGGAGCAGUAGACAUUCAGCUGAUGGACGACAUGUUCGGAAUACCCAUCUUCAAUUGGAUAAUUAAUAAGGUUGUGGUUCUACGUUGGAGAUUUGACAAAGUUGUUAGUAAAAGAAACAACAUAAUUCCCGCUUUUCCCAGUAAUGGAACAGUCAGGAUCAAUGACCUGAGAACGACUGACACCGGUUACUAUAACCUUGAUAUGUUUGAUGGAAAAGGAAAUAAGAAAGGAUCGAGAAUGCUGAAGCUAUCUGUCAUAGCUCCUGUGUCCUCUGUUCAGCUCGUCCCUCAGUUUUAUCUCAGGGACAGAUGAAGGUGUCCUGUGUGUCUCAAGGCGACAGUCCUCAAUACAGCUGGACUCUGGAUGGACACAAACUGACAGACUCUGAGCUCUUCUCUGGA